Hypomesus transpacificus is the source of this 1885-nucleotide messenger RNA. It is a transcript of the gene pfkfb4b, whose product is annotated as 6-phosphofructo-2-kinase/fructose-2,6-biphosphatase 4b. Gene Ontology annotation, molecular function: fructose-2,6-bisphosphate 2-phosphatase activity; 6-phosphofructo-2-kinase activity; ATP binding. Gene Ontology annotation, cellular component: cytosol. Bases 108 to 1544 code for a protein of 478 amino acids. Gene Ontology annotation, biological process: fructose metabolic process; fructose 2,6-bisphosphate metabolic process. NCBI's taxonomy places the organism in Eukaryota, Metazoa, Chordata, Actinopteri, Osmeriformes, Osmeridae. The transcript is spliced from 14 exons. The record is from RefSeq and is a predicted model, not a curated record.
UCCAAACCCCGCAGCGCCACUGUCUCUUCACUGUUCAGGUUCAGCCCAACAAUAUCCUGCUUAACUACCGCUGUCACAAAGAAACGGGACAUGGUGCAGCAUAAAGGAUGACUUCCACUGAGGACGUUAGUUUGGCAAGAGCCCCACGGGAACUCACACAGAAUCCUUUAAAGAAAAUAUGGAUGCCGUGUAAAAAUGGGCUUCCUGAAAAGAAUAUUUCACAGAGAAAGGUAUGUAUGACCAACUGUCCCACCCUCAUUGUGACGGUUGGACUGCCCGCCAGAGGGAAGACUUACAUUUCGAAGAAGCUGACCCGCUACCUCAACUGGAUAGGUGUACCUACCAAAGAGUUCAAUGUGGGCCAGUACAGAAGAGAGUGUGUGAAGAUUUACAAGUCCUUUGAGUUUUUCCGUCCAGACAACGAGGAGGGCCUGAAGAUCAGAAGGCAGUGUGCAUUGGCGGCUCUGAAUGAUGUCCGCCAGUACCUGAGUGUGGAGGGAGGGCAGGUGGCGGUGUUUGAUGCCACAAAUACCACCAGGGAGAGGAGAGGGACCAUCACUAGGUUUGCUGAGCAGAAUGGCUUUAAGGUGUUUUUUGUAGAGUCAGUGUGUGAGGACCCAGACGUGAUAGCAGAGAACAUAGUACAAGUGAAGCUGGGUAGUCCAGAUUACAUUGACUGCAACACAGAGGAGGCUGUAGAGGACUUCAUGAAGAGGAUCAAGUGUUAUGAGAACUCCUAUCAGCCUCUGGAUGAGGUGCUAGACAAGGAUCUGUCCUACAUUAAGGUCAUGGAUGUGGGCCGGCGCUACCUGGUCAACCGGGUUCAGGACCACAUCCAGAGCCGCAUCGUCUACUACCUGAUGAACAUUCACAUCACCCCACGCUCCAUAUACCUGUGUCGCCACGGCGAGAGCGACCUUAAUGUCAAGGGACGCAUCGGUGGAGACUCAGGCUUGUCUGACAGGGGCAAGGAGUUUGCCAAAUGUCUUGGGAGGUUUAUCCAGGACCAGAACAUAAAGGACCUCAAGGUUUGGACGAGUCAGAUGAAGAGGACGAUCCAGACUGCUGAGGCACUCGGCGUGCCUUAUGAACAAUGGAAAGCCCUCAACGAGAUAGACGCAGGUGUGUGUGAGGAGAUGAUGUAUGAAGAGAUCCAGCAGCAUUUCCCUCUAGAGUUUGCCCUGAGAGACCAGGACAAAUACCGCUACCGCUACCCUAAAGGAGAGUCCUAUGAGGACCUGGUGCAGCGGUUAGAGCCGGUCAUUAUGGAGCUGGAGAGGCAGGAGAAUGUGCUGGUCAUCUGUCACCAGGCCGUCAUGCGCUGCCUGCUGGCCUACUUUUUGGAUAAGACUGCAGAGGAGCUGCCUUAUCUGAAGUGUCCUUUGCACACUGCAUUGAAGCUGACCCCUGUGGCUUAUGGCUGUAAAGUGGAAUCUGUAGCCUUGAAUGUGGACGCAGUAAACACUCACAGGGACAGGCCAGAGAAUGUAAAUAUAUCACGGCUGGCGGAGGAAGCCCUGUUCACAGUCCCCGACCACCAGUGAUCCCUGACAACACCCAAGAUACCUGUGACAUCUCUCACCAUUGCCACUUUCACUGGAACCACUAUCAGCGAUCAGUCUUUUUCUAUUUUUUUUUCUUCCUCAACGGGAUAGAAAAGUGCGUCCUGUCCUUUUCAUUGGACAGUUUUUCUUUAAAUUGUAAUUGUUUAACACUUUACACCUGCUCCUUCUUUCCUCGGCAAUGAAUAAAUAGACAACUGGAAUCCAGUUCUUUGGUGAAUGACCCCACUGUUGGGGUGUGUGUGUUUGUGUAGGUAUGGCCAUCCCAAGGAGCAUCUCCUGAUGUAGUGAUUUUUUUUAACCUUAUGACUUAAUAAACAAAG